AUGGCACGGAGCGCGACAGCUGCUGCUGUCGAGAAGAUCGUGCAAAAGGCCAAUGAGGAAGCGCGGCGCUUGGACGAGACUUCCGUCUUCGUUUUCAAGGUCCAGGUCGACUCAGUGACCUUCGACGGUGCCCAGCUGAGUCAGACGCGAGGCUUGCGCUUCGCCGUGGCUUCGCAGAAGAACCAAAGCCCGAAGUCACACGAAGAUCGCCUCUUUCUGACGCCCUCCAUCAAGCCCAUUGUCGAAGAGCUUCAAGGUGAGGGACGCCAGCAGUGCUCCUUCAGCAUACGCUACGAGGUGGACGUAGUCUGGGAAGGCGACGAGAAGUUGGUGCUGAGCGCAUUGGAGCCGGGACUCUUCUUCUCCAAGCACGUGGCCAGCUGCGAUCUGCCACUGGCACUCUGCUACGAGCAGUUGGUCAGCGCUGCCAAGAACUGCAACCCCACCGAGGCGGAGGCACUACCCAUCGAGCUUGAGCUCGAAAGCCACAAGGGUUUCUGCGGAAGGUGCCGCAUCUUUGUCCACUGCUGGAAAGAAAACUUGAAAGCCAUAGGAGGACGGAGGGCUCUGCGCUCCACUUUCCCAGAAGCACCUCCUGCAGGAGGCAAGGAGAUCUACUCCGAGGCGCUCAGGCACAAGAUGAAGGAGAUCCACGACUGCCACAGCCUCAACGAGAAGCUCGAGAAGGCCCAGGCCGACCUGUGGCUGCAGGGCAUCAAGCGGCUGACGGAGGAAGGCGCCCUGGACAGCAAGACCCUGAACUUGGCACAGACCUGCGGCCUGGUCUCGGCGGAGAGGGCCGACAUCUUGAGGCAGGAAAAGAACACGCCCCCGAAGCUCGCGGCCAGGAGUGGUUCCUUCACCGCUGUGGAGCGCAAUUGUGGGACAUGGCUUCGGCUAACCACUGCAUAG
This is a messenger RNA of Symbiodinium natans, 912 nucleotides long. The record is from the annotation of a GenBank genome assembly. NCBI's taxonomy places the organism in Eukaryota, Dinophyceae, Suessiales, Symbiodiniaceae.